AUGCUAUCACAUAGGUGGCAAGCAACGGAGCCACGGAUGAACGACAUCCAAAAAAAGGUCGUGUACAAAUUGAAGGCAGCCGGUGGUCUCGUGAAGUUGCAGUCAUUCUGCCGAAUUGCUCGUGAUGAGGGGUAUCGCUGGGCGUGGGUUGAUACAUGUUGCAUUAACCAGGAGGAUCACGCCGAGCUCCAAAAAGCACUCAACUCAAUGUUUGCCUGGUAUCACAACUCACCGCUCACGGUUGUUUACCUCGCGGAUGUUCCGCCUUCAUCCAACUCUGGUGCGCUGGCGAAGAGUGCUUGGAACACCCGAGGAUGGACCGUCCCGGAAUUCCUCGCUCCUAAAGUGAUUCGCUUCUACCAACAGGAUUGGUCUCUAUACCUUGACGACAACUCCCCCAACCACAAAAAGUCUGAGUUGGAGUAUGUGACGGGCAUAGAUGUACAGACUGUCAUCCCCUUCCAACCAGGAAUGAAGAACGCCCGAGAGAAGCUCCGAUGGGCGUCUACCCGUGUCACCACGAUGCCGGAAGACAUCGCAUAUUCAUUAUUUGGUAUCUUCGGUGUCCAACUUCCUAUCAUGUAUGGCGAGAAUAAGCAAAAUGCGCUCGGGCGGCUCCUGCAAGAGAUUGUGGCUCGGUCAGGCGACAUUACUGCCUUGGACUGGGUCGGACAACCA
This is a messenger RNA of Suillus paluster, 678 nucleotides long. RefSeq names its product heterokaryon incompatibility protein-domain-containing protein. Lineage: Eukaryota; Fungi; Basidiomycota; Agaricomycetes; Boletales; Suillaceae. The transcript is spliced from 2 exons. The record is from RefSeq and is a predicted model, not a curated record. The annotation marks the transcript as partial.